Molecule: messenger RNA, 6685 nt
Organism: Ctenopharyngodon idella (grass carp)
Lineage: Eukaryota; Metazoa; Chordata; Actinopteri; Cypriniformes; Xenocyprididae
Gene: mical2a
Product: microtubule associated monooxygenase, calponin and LIM domain containing 2a
Exons: 28
Coding region: 404-4270 (1288 amino acids)
Molecular function (GO): FAD binding; protein binding
Source: RefSeq, a predicted model, not a curated record
CGGAUAACACUUCAUUUGGACAUUGUCUGCCUCCACUAUAAAAUGCACACAGCCAAUAGGGAAAACCUACUUCGCAUGUCCUCAGACGUCAGUAAGUUUCCAACUGUGGAUGAUUGCCAGUAUACUUUGUGUCUUGUGAAAGAGAAGGUCUGAUUGCAGAUCUGAGACACACAUGCCUCCAGAGUCAACAGAUCAACACACACGCGCGCGCGCUUCAGCUGCCUUUCGCUUCUGACUGACUGUCAGUCACACGGAAUCGCCGUACCUGUGCCUUCAAUCCCACACGGACUUAUUAUGAAAAAUUUCGUCAUGAGUGAGGAGACUGUAGUGUGGGCGUAGCUGUUCAGUGGAGCAAGAAGCAAGAUAUCACAAGCACAGCUUCAACACUCCCACAAAGUAGACGAUGGGCGAAGCUGAAGAUGAGAAGAACCAGGCAGGACGGCUCUUUGAGAACUUUGUUCAGGCCACUGACUGUAAAAGCACCCUACAGGCCUUUAAUAUAAUGUGCAGUUACCUGGAGCUUGACCCUCUGGAGCACAGCACCUUCUACAGCGGUCUGAAGAGCAUGAUGACAUGCUGGAAAGCCAAAGCCCUUUGGAGUAAGCUGGACAAGAGAGCCAGCCACAAAGAGUACAAGAAAGGCAAAGCCUGUGAGGGCAUUAAGUGCUUGAUAAUUGGAGGGGGCCCCUGCGGCUUGCGGACUGCCAUCGAGUUAGCUCUCCUCGGAGCCAAAGUGGUGGUGAUAGAGAAGAGAGAUACAUUCUCCAGGAACAACGUCCUGCAUCUUUGGCCCUACACCAUUCAUGACCUCAGGGGCUUAGGAGCCAAGAAAUUCUAUGGAAAAUUCUGUGCUGGAGCGAUAGACCACAUUAGCAUCCGGCAGCUCCAGCUCAUGCUCCUGAAGAUCGCUCUGCUUCUUGGUGUGGAGUUUCACGUUAAUGUGGAGUUCGUAAAGCUGGUGGAGCCUCCAGAGGACCAGGAGAAUGAGGGACCGGGCUGGAGGGCAGAGAUCCGGCCUGCGGAUCACCCUGUGGCUGACUUCGAUUUUGAUGUGGUGGUGGGAGCUGAUGGGAGACGAAACUCUCUAGAAGGGUUCAGGAGGAAGGAAUUUCGUGGCAAACUGGCCAUCGCUAUAACGGCAAACUUCAUCAACAGAAACACCACCGCUGAGGCAAAGGUUGAGGAGAUAAGUGGAGUUGCCUUCAUCUUCAACCAGAAAUUCUUUCAGGAUCUCAAACAGGAAACUGGGAUUGAUCUAGAGAACAUCGUAUACUACAGAGACAACACACACUACUUUGUCAUGACAGCUAAGAAGCAGAGUCUGCUGGACAAAGGUGUCAUCCUUCAUGAUUAUAUCGACACUGAGGCACUGCUGAACAGUGAGAAUGUGAAUCAAGAGGCUUUGCUAACGUAUGCACGAGAGGCAGCCGACUACGCCACUCACUACCAGCUGCCCACGCUGGACUACGCCAUGAACCACUGCGGUCAGCCUGAUGUGGCCAUGUUCGACUUCACAAGCAUGUAUGCCUCAGAAAAUGCCGCUCUGGUCAGGGAGAGGUUUGGUCAUAGUGUACUGGUGGCACUAGUAGGAGACAGCCUUCUGGAGCCCUUCUGGCCUAUGGGGACAGGCUGUGCCCGCGGCUUCCUGGCAGCCUUUGACACGGCUUGGAUGGUAAAAAGUUGGGCGCAGGGUAGAAAUCCACUGGAGGUGCUGGCAGAGAGGGAGAGUCUGUACCGAUUGCUACCUCAGACAACACCUGAAAACAUUACCAAAAACUUUGAUUUGUACACCAUAGAUCCAGGAACACGCUAUCCAAACCUUAAUUCAAACUGUGUGAGGCCACACCAGGUCCGCAACAACUAUAUCUGUGGAGAGAUGAAGUUGUGCUCUCUGGAACGGGCUGCCACGAUACGCCGCCCUGUCAACUUGGCCAGGCGAGAGUCUGAGAUCAGACCGAGUCGGUUACUGACGUGGUGUCAGAAGCAGACAGAGGGCUACAGGGGUGUGAGUGUGACUGACCUCACUUCCUGUUGGAGCAGUGGCCUGGCUCUCUGUGCUCUCAUUCAUCACUUCAGACCGCAGCUCAUCGAUUAUGACUCUCUGAAUGAGGAAGACUGUGCCAAAAACCUUCAGCUGGCAUUUGACGUGGCCGAGAAGGAGUUUGGCAUCAAGCCGUUCAUCACAGGGAAAGAGCUGGCGUCAGGACCGGAGCCGGACAAGACCAGCAUGGGCAUCUACCUCUCCAAAUUCUAUGAGCUUUUCCGGGGAACGCCUCUACCUCCUUCAGAUUCAAAGCGAGAUGGUGAUGCAAAUAAUGAAAAAUGUCCAUCAGGUUCUGCCAGACCUGUUUACAAGUCCCUGAGUUCACUUCAGCCUCGUAAACGCAUACCAAAGACUGAUAAAAAGUUUGAAGACAACGAUGCCAUAUACAAGAGAAGACGGAAAAUUAGUUACUUAGAAGAGACAACCAAACCCUUCAAUCAGAGUUCUUCUGUAUCCAGUGAGGGACGGGAACUGAAGGAAAACAAGGUCAAGUUUAUGGCCACUCAACUUCUAGCAAAAUUUGAGGACAGCACAGCAAGCUGUUCUAUUCGCAGGCAGUCUGACUGUAAUGGCGAGAGGCCUCCAAGACCUCCAUCGCUUGAUAUGACUGAUAGCCCUCUCUUUAACAUUAUCAGGAAGAAAGUUCCUCCACCCCCACCCCCUAAAAAACAGUCUGACUGUAAUGGUGAGAGGCCCCCGAGACUUCCAUCGCUUGAUAUGACUGAUAGCCCUCUCUUUAACAUUAUCAGGAAGAAAGUUCCUCCACCCCCUAAAAAACAGUUUCCACCCUCGGCUCCUCUCUUCCCCUCGCUUCAUUCCAGUCCUCUGAAUCCACAGAGGAAACCACUUCACCCGACUCACACACACACUCGCACACAAUCAGAGGCAGAGAUCACAGCCGGCUCAGGCUCAGGAAAUGCAGCCACCUGCCACUCAGCAGUGCUGGCCAUGAGAGCAAUGCUCCAGCGCCUCCAGAGGGUGGAAGAUGAGAUUAGCCAGAGGAAAGCCCAGACUCAAAAGGCCAGGGAGUUUCAUAAAAAAAGCAUAAAGGAGAAGGCUGUGCAUUUGAGCUCUCUGUUCUCUGGCGAGGCCUCCUCUCCACAUCAGACGGAUAGAUCUCAGAAUGGGCAGCUAGACAUGCAGCUUUGUGAAGAGAAGAGAGAAUCAGUGAACAGCUCACAGCCUUGCUCUUCUUCUCUCCAUUUCCCUCAUUCCAUCACGCUGACCACCCUUUCAUGCCCUCUCCCACAAUGCACUGCUACUUCCUGUCCUCGUCCUCUCAUUUCCUCCUGUCCCUCUCUGCUGUUGCAGCAGAUGUCUAGACCCAAACCGUUACAUGUGCAGCAUUUUAAACAGGAGAUACAGGGAGAAACAGUGAGUCCGUCCCAUCUGUUAAGCAGUCGCAGAACGUCUGAUUUUAGCAAUAAGAAUGAAACAGAGACCUCCCAGUCAAAGGAAAGCAGAAGCUUUAAAGUCCACGAUAAGCGCACAGUAGGCAAAGUGUCUCUGGUAGUGGGCGCUAGAGCUGACACUCUGGUUUCCCUCUAUGAGAAUGAUCAUAGGCCUGAGGCAAGCAGCUCAGGCACUCCGCCUUCCUUAAAAAGAGAAUUUCCUCAGAGUCUGGGUGAUGUGUGCCAUGCGUGUAAGAAGCGGGUGUUUGUAGUGGAGAGGCUCAGCGCAGAGGGAUUCCACUUCCACAGGGAAUGUUUCCGCUGCGAUACCUGCAGAGCUCCGCUGCGCCAGGGAGGACAUUCCUUUGAUUCGGUGGAAGGAAAGUUGUACUGCAAACUCCACUUUGCUCAACGGAAAUCCUUAGUAACGAAUGGAAGAUCACAAAAUCUACAUACGACAUGUAAUAAUGAAUCCCACGACAGCCCUAGCUGGAGUCCCGAGGGACGUGAGAAUCAUCUUCAGGGCGAGUCUCCAGGUAUCCUGUCCUCUCUGAAGAGAUGCCUGCGUUGGCCGCUGCACGUGAGCCAGUCUGUGUGUUCUGUGCCCCGUCGUGUGUUUAACUGGCUGCAUGGUAAAGUGUGUGCCGCGGGCGUCCACCUGACGGAUAACGCUGGGGAUUAUGCCUUCCUGUACGAGCUGCUCAGCGUGAGUCUGCCUCUGCUCGCUGUUCUCCACGAACAGCUUGUCCAAAUGUACGCAGAAGCUGAACCUCUCAAUCUACAGCAUCUACAGCGCUGGCUGGAAGAGCACAUGGGCCACUGGGUCUUAGUGUGAGAGAAACGUCAUCAGGCCACAUUGUGUCCCAUUAAAAGGGUUAUUAUGUGGACAUUUGUACUGAAAAAGACAUAGAACAACCUUGAGAUAGUUUUUUUAAGAACAAAACAGUCUGAACUUGAGAUGUUGGCACAUCAACAUUCAUUUCCUACUUAUUCAGAGGAUAGAAAUUAAACAGCUUUGUUUGGAGUGUGUGCAAAUGACCAAAGCUUUUCUCAAUUACAAUGGUUUGAGUAAAGAGAAAAAAAAAAAAGUGUCGAACAUGGAGUGAACUUUAAGCACUUUAAUGAGUGAGCUGCCUUCAAAUGCACGAUUAAGAGAGAUGUUUUGCUUUUAAUUAUUAAUGGACGUUCUUUGCAAGUUUACAAAACCUGACUGAUCAAGCUGCAAACACGUCUCGUCUACUCUGUUAACCAUUCACGAACAUCACAUUCUUCUCGCAUGUUUACACUUCUUAUGAAAAUCAUACAGAUAAAGGAAUGCCCGGGUUCAACACAAGCUAAUCUUUUGACAGCAUCUGUGAAAUGUUGUCGAUUUACCACUGAAAAUAACUGACUCGUCCUUCAAAUUGUAGAAACAAACAAGUAUUACAAUGGAAGUCUAUGGGACAAGACAUUCCAGAGGGUUUAAAGCAGAAAUAUGCACCUUAUAUUUUCAUCAAAGCAAUUCUUCAUAACAAACGUCUUUUGAGCUGUAAAAUUUUUGAAGAUUUUAAGUGGUUUCAGCAUAAUAGCCCAUAUUAACACAAUGUGUUUUCUUGUGGCUGUACUUUAAAAACAAUGUAAUAAUUGUGAUUUUAAAGUUUUUCCCCAUGCAAUGUCUUGUUCUAUAUAGUUCCACUAAAAGUACAUUACUGUAAAUAAGAUAUUUGUUUGUUUUACAGUACUAUUUUAACCAGUAUUUCACAGAUGUUGUCCAUGGAGAUUAACUUUAAGUUUAACUUUAAGCUUUAAAGACUGUCUUUGCUCUUACACGUGUUGUGUAUAUGUAACCAGGGAUGCAUCAAUAUGGACAUUUUAAUGGAUAGCAAUGAUUAUUUAUUAGUGCUGUCAAAUCGAUUAAUCGCGAUUAAUCACAUCUAACAUAAAAGUUUGUGUUUACAUAAUAUAUAUGUGUGUGUAUAUAUAUUAUUAUAUUUAUAUAUAUUUUAUAUAUAUAUAUAUAUGUGUGUAUGUCUGUGUGUGUGUGUGUGUGUGUAUAUAUAUAUAUACACACAUAUACACCAUAGACUGUAUAAAACAUGGAAGUAGUGUCCGUGACGUCACCUGUAGGUUUCUGAAGAGCAUUUUUUUUGAAGCCCAAAAGUGGGCGGAGCCGGCCGUCGCCAUCUUGGCAGCGCGUCACCGUGCGUCACUCCCAAAUAACCGAAAAUGGGCAAACAGGCGGGACGUGGGUGGAGUUGAGGUGCCUGGUUGCUGAAACUACGCCCACCUAGCUCAAUGUGACCAAGUUAGCUCAGGCUAAGGAGCUAUCUAUCUAUUUAUCUUAGAUACUAUCUAAAAUAUUAAUAAAGAAAACUAAUUAUACAUAAUUUGAAAGUUCUAAGGGUUUACUGUCAAUCUACAGUGUCUGUUUUACGAUUUAGAUGCUCCAGCACCAGUAAUAUUGUAAUUUGUGUUGGGUACACGCAACACACAAAAUCAAAAAGGGACUUCAUACCUUUGUAAUGAAAUAGCGAUGGCGAGAUGAAUCCAAUCCAUCGCACUUGGGUACAAUGUCCAUGACUGUCCAUUGAAAAACAUCCAACAGCACUUUUUGUCCACAAAAGCGUUAAAUCCAUUAAAUAUUGAUAUAUUGUCUUCAUCUGAACGAUCUGCUCUCCAUCAUCAUUCUUCAAGAAAUUAUGCAAUCUGAGCAGCGUUUAUGUUGUAAAACUGUACGCGAUCAUAUACAUUAGACUCUCACAAACGAGCCCGCGUCCGAAGUAUAAUUUUCGAAAUAGUGCAAGCAGUUUUAGUUAUAAUAUCCAAGCAGUGCUGUCGGAUUUUAAUGCAUAUUCUUCAGCUAUUGUCAUUGUAGUAAAUCUGACGGACAAAACUUUUAGCCAAUGCCAAGACAAUCCAACAACGUGUGUUCUGUUUAUCUUCCGCAUGUGUGCACAUGUACACAGAGAUGCUAAGUUCAGCGCCUGGAAUUAGCUGAGGUGAUGUGACAGCUAACAGACAGCAGACAAACAGCUAGUAGUAACAGCAGCAGCAAUCCACCUGUCACUCAAGUGGCCACGCCCUUAAUUAUGCAGAACUUUAAGGCUUAAAGGGUUAGUUCACCCAAAAAUGAAAAUAAUGUCAUUUAUUACUCACCCUCAUGCCGUUCCACACCCGUAAGACCUUCGUUCAUCUUCGGAACGCAAAUUAAGAUAUUUUUGUUGAAAUCCGAUGGCUCAGUGAGGCCUGCAUAGCCAGCAAUGACAUUUCC